GCAGACUGCAGCGCCCCUGUUUGCGCCUGUUCCACUCGAGGAGCCAAAGGUGAGUCACCUGUUCCUGUUCCACUUGAGGGGAUGGAGGUAUGUCACUCACCAUUACAGUUUGAGCUAGUUGCCCAGAGGCUGCUCCAGCUGUCCCUGUUCCAGUUUAAGAUCAGGAGCUAGGCACCUAGGUGUGUUCCUGUUUUAGCUGGAGCAGAGUGCAGGUCUCUCACUCACCUGUCAGUCCUUCAAGCUGAGUGACCAGGGUGACAUCAUUCACUUGUUCUUUUUCCAGUUAGCGCCCCUGUCUGUGCCUGUUCCACACAAGGAACCAAAGGUGAGCGUGUAACAGUAUGCCAGUCACCUGUUCCUGUUCCACCUCAGGGCAUGGAGCUGAGAUUCUGAGAGUAUGUCAAUUAUUGCUCCUAUUCAAGGUGAGUGUAUAACAGUAUGCCAGUCACCUGGAAUGGAGGUAUGUCACUCACCAUUCCAGUUCAAGCUAGGCGCCCAGAGGUAUCAAUCGUUAUUUCCCUGUUCCAGCUGAGAUUCUGAGAGUUUGUCAAUCAACUUUUCCUGUUCUACCUGAGCAGCCAAAGCAUGUUAAUUAGGUGUUAUGGGUUACCUCUUUUCCAUCUCUGGCCCUAGAGAUUCACCGGGCGCAUGUUAUUGUUCCACCUAAGAGAAUGAAGGUUUCUCUGUGUCUGUUCCUGCUGCGAGCUUGGAAGCAUGUCAAUCACCGUAUGUUGCUGUUCUCAUUGUAGCCAAGAGGUUUACCAGCCACAUUUUUCUUUGCCAAGCAACCGGCAAACAAACUGCCAAAUGCUCAUGUUCAUCGCUGUUUCUGUUCCAGAUGAGCAACUGCAAGAACAUCAGCCACCUGUUCUUGUUCAAACCCAUCCAUCCAUCCAUCCAUCCAUCCAUCCAUCCAUCAUCCAUCCAUCCAUCCAUCCAUCCAUCCAUUUUCUUUGCCGCUUAUCCUCACGAGGGUCGCGGGAUUGCUGCAGCCUAUCCCAGCUAUCAACGGGCAGGAGGCGGGGUACACCCUGAAGUGGUUGCCAGCCAAUCGCAGAGCACAUUGAGACAUACAGCCGCACUCACAAUCACACCUAGGGGCAAUUUAGGGUAUCCAAUUAAUGUUGCGUGUUUUUGGGAUGUGGGAGGAUACCGGAGUGCUCGAAGGAAACCCACGCAGACACGGGGAGAACAUGCAAACUCCACACAGGCGGGGUCUGGAUUGAACCCAAGUCCUCAGAACUGUGAGGCCAACGCUUACCAGCUGAUCCUCUGUGCCGCCGUUCUUGUUCUAAUGUGUGAUGCAAAUACACAUUUUUCUUGCUUGCACAUGAUCUUGAUUGCUUUGUUCCAUGCAGAGGAUGGAUGGCUGCGUUAACCAGGUCAAAGUUCAAGCAGUACAGUUCUGUACUGUAUUAGUGCGCAGUGAGCUUUCCGAUGUCCGACAUUCCUUGAAAGCAGCGCAGCAUCCGCCAGGGGCCUGGAGGAGAGAGAGAGAGGCCCCGCCCCCUCCCGUUGCACUUGUCACAGGGUUCGCCCACGAAGGUGACGUCACACUCCCGCGUACGGACUGCUGGCUGGUCGAAAAGAGCUCCCGGUCGGACCCAGAAGAUUUAGUUUUUCCCCGACGCCGCAAUGUUGCCUUCAAGAAGAACUUUUGAGGCCGAAAAGCAGCAGCAGCAGCUGCUGCAGCUCAACGGCCGGCUUGCUCAGUACCUCACCCGGACGCAGCAACUGGAGCGAGAGAACGCGCGUCUCCUGGCCGAAAUCCGCCAGCUCAGGCAGGCCCAGGUGGCGGGGCGGGGGCCGCGCUACGAGGCCGAGGUGCGCGAGCUGAGGCGGACGACGGAGCGGGUGGCCAUGGAGAGGUCCCGCGCCGAGAUGGAGCGCCGGAGACUGUGCGGGGAGUUGGAGACGCUGCGCUCGCUGUGCGGCCAGCAGAGCGACGCCUGCCGGGACAUCGGCGGGGAGCUGCGGGGCCGGGAGGUGGAGCUCCGGGCGGCCCGGCAGGACAAUGCCUUGCUCCAGCGGCGUUUGGCUCAACUCCAGAAGGAGUACGCCUCCAUGGAGGAGUCGCACCGGCAGCAGAUGGGGCAGCUCAGGCGGCAGGUGGACUCUCAGGUUAACACCCAAGUGGUCUCGCAGAUUUACCGCGGGCCGCCCGCGGCCUCGAUGGAGGAGGUGCAGGAAUACGCCCACGGGAUGUCUGAGGGCUGGAUGCGAACCUUCGACAUGUACCAGCAGAAGGUGGAGGAGAUGGAGCGGGCCAUCCAGGAGGACCAGGUCAUGCUAGGCGACCUGCAGAGGGAGAAGAUGAUGCACAUUUCCGAGUUGGACAAAUUACGCACGGAUGCAGAGAAACAAGGGCAGCUCCAAAUGCGUCUGGAGGAGCAACUCCUUCACAUGCAGGAGAAAUUCAGUCGGGAUGUGGAUGAAUACCAGGUUAUCAUCAACCAGCUGGAACAAGAGAGGAACGCCAUGGCCGAGGGCAUCGCGCAGAAGGUGAAGGACCAUCAGCAUCUGCUGCGGGUCAAGAUGGACCUCGGCAUGGAGCUGGCGGCCUAUAGAGCGCUCUUGGAGGGCGAGAGAGUUGGGCUUCAAGAUGGUCACAGAAGGAUGAAUGAACACCAGAGGGAACGGUUCAUAGAUAUCAAGAGGCUCAGUCAACCCUACACUCCGAGAACUGCCACCGCAACCAGACAGCGUAUGGAUGUCAGGUUCACACCCUCAGUCUCUAACGUGAGAAGAUCUCCCACAGUUCGUCCAGGAUCUAAUAGUCCCUCCAGGGUUGUUCCAAUUUCACUUGUAAGCAGGGCUCAGCGUCAGAGUCCAGCCUCCAGAAGGGACAUGGUCUCAUUCACGAAAGCCCAGGCCACCACUUCAACCAUUGUUCCCAAGAAUGAAGAAGAAAUCCAGAGUGAGCGACACACCCCGAGGUCAGCACAGAAAUUUGAGAAAAUCGAAGAUGUCUCUAAGGAAGAGAACCGAUCUGGUUCCAUCAAGUCCUCUGCCGAGACCUCAUCAGAUAGAUUCCCGUCACCACCAAGGAGGAGCCACAACACAAGACAAGAGAUAGAGACCAGCAUGAAAGAAGAUGUCCCAGAUAUAGGAAAACAACGUGAAAGUGAGUCUAAAGAUGAAGGAAAAAGCAAGCCCAUGACUGUGUCAAGUGAGAGAGAGGCUUUAAAUAGUGUGUCUGUUGAGGAGAUCAUUGAGAAGGUGAUAAAACCGGCUGGUUUGGAAGCCAAGGUUUGCUCCUCUGGAGAAUCAAAGAUUACGUAUCACGUAGAGAAAACUGAACAGGGAGACGGCUCAAUGAAAACUCAAAUUGUGUUGCAGUCUAAGGUGGAGGAGGAAGUGGAUAUUUCAGAAGACUCCGCCCUGGAUCAGUUGCUGAGCCAAGGGGUGAAGAAGGUAUCCCUGGAGGACAUUGAUGAUACAGAGACAGGAAGCAUGAUCAGGAACCUUCUUAGUGGCCUGCAGGGUGAAGGGAGUCUGCAGAAUAGGUCUGUCAAUGUGGAGAUUAUUGAGGAGCCGGUGGAGUCUUACGAUGAAGACGUUAAUGAGAAGUCCAGAUCUUGUUUAAAUGAGCCCUCCACAUAUUUCCAAAUUGAGGAGAUGGAAGAAGACCAAGCUGGCCAAGUUGAAAAGUACAGUGAUGACGCCAUGAAAAUGUCCCAAUGUGGAUCUUUUCAGGUUCAGGAGGAGAGUGAGUCUUUAUAUUUUACCCAUGACCAAGAGCCCGUUGAUUAUUUUGUCUCCACACCAGAUGAUAAUCUCUCAGAACCUGAGGAGGGUUGCGGCAUAACCUCAUACGGUCAUUAUGGGAGGGUGGACGACUUGUCUGAUGAGAGGUAUUAUCAAGAUGACAGACUCCCAGAAACCGGAACCGUCCUUGAGGAAAAUGAAUACAGGUUUAUGUCAGAUCGGGCCUUUCUUAAAGAGAGCAUUCCUGAGUGCAUCAUUGAAGAGGAGAUCCGUGUUUCCCCCAUAGUGCAGGAGUCGAUGCUCGAGUUACUGCGAGAGGACUCAUUGGAGCCCAAAGAGCAGCUGAGAGGAGCUUUGGAAAAAUUACAAGACUCUGUAUCAGGCCCACUGCGGGAGGAGUUGGCUUUCCUCACUAAAGUAAGCAGUGAAAGUCCGCAAAACGUGGCGGUCGACAUAAAGAAAGUGCAGCAGUCAAGUGACAGCGGAACCACCACCAUUGUUGCGGAGCUGAACGUCUCUCAAACACUGGAGGACUCUGGGUUGCUGGACGACGACGACUUAUCGGAGGAGCAGAUCAUGGCUGCGCUGAGGUCUUCCAACUUGGGGAGUGCCUUGGAGGGAAGAGCCGGAGAAGGAUACAGCUUCACGAUCUCCAAAGAACAGCGUGUCUUGCUCGGUGAGGACUUGGACUUUGCGAGGGAAGGCGAGUCUUCGUCCCUUGUCACCGAGAGGCAUAUCGAACUGGGGCCGUCUGAGAGGUCGCUUGUGAUUCAGAUGGAGGCACACGGCACCCAUACUGACACCAGCUCAGAUCAGGAGUGAAUGAAACGAUGUCAUGGGGAAUUUAAGUCCUUCGGAUGGUCGAGAAUAUAAAUUUUUACCAAAGAACGCAUUAAUUGCAACUGCAAGGGUAGCUCGACCUCUUAGUGCUAGUUGCAGGCACUACAGGUCUUUGAACGAUAGUACGUGUGUAGGAAUUUGACUUCUAUCCAUUGUUACCACGUGGAGGUAUUUUAAUCAGGAGUCACAGUUCGAGGAUAAUCGAUUUUACAGUGUUUCAAGGAUUAUUUGUGUAGUUUCAAACUAAGAAUUCAAUCGCAUUUAAAGACAAAAUGACCUGAGUGGUAGCUGAGAUCAAAGCAUCAAAUUGGUAGAUGCAUUGAUUUUAUUUGUUGCUAAGAUCUUCUCCGGUUAAGAUCCCAUAGAUUAGAUUAAAAAUACAUAAAAAGUGAGGUAAUUUCUCCUCUCACUGCGGAUCAGUGAUUGAUUUGUGAGCACUCUAGGCCGUCAAUCAAAAAAACAAUGAGGGCGAAAUUAGGUCAAAUUGAGCACUUAAUUGCUUGCAAACAAAUACUUGCGUCCCAGGAGCGUCUGCCCAAGUAUGUAUUUUUUGUGAGCUGGUUCUUUCCCAAAAUAUUUUUGUGCGUAAGUUUGGGUAUGUGUCUGCCGCAUGCGCCACAUUCACAGAUCAGCACACUAAUUGACAAGUGUGAUUUGGCAGCUUGCUUAUAAAGUGCUCCCUCUAUGAGUGAAAGGACAAGUCACGGUUUUACCGUCUUUACUUUUAAACUCACAGCUCAACAAGUAGCCACUCGCUGACUCUACUCUUUGCCAAUUGAUGGACCCGCGUGACCACUGGCAGGAUAACGGACCUUUCCGACUGGCAAUCUUAAGCCCCGCGCCCCGCUUAGCUACAGUUGCCAUGUCCUACAAGCUUCCAAAAUGGGGACUGAACAGAACAGGUUUGAAGUCGAUUCUCUAUAGCGUAUUCCAGACAAUAUCUCUGUAUGCUGUUUGCUAAAUGUGUCAGACUUGUCCAAGAGAAUUCUAUAGAGAGGUCUCAACUAUUUCACGCAAGGAUAUGUACACGGAAUUAAUAUUUUGGACGGAGCAGGACUCAAUCUCAGAGUUACAGGGAAACGUUGGCGAUCGAUGCAAAAAAAGUUUGACGCCUCACAAACGUAAAUAAAAAAAUAAAAUAGUGGAAUCGUACUGCGCAUGCUAAACAGGGUGAUUAAUUUUUUUACUUGGAAAGAUCACGAGUAAUAUCAUUGUAGUCUUUAUAAGUGAGUGGGUGUAUUCAUUUGACUUAUCUCGGAAUGGAACCCAGUCCUCUGUCUUAAAAGUCCGAUGCAAUACAAAUGGGCAAAUAGACAUUUCUCUUGCAUGACAUCGCGCAUUUGCGUAUCACGAACCCGACUCUUUGGCAUAAAACGUGACACACUUCAUUCAGCAGGUCAGUGAUGCACUAACAAAGUGAGAGUUGUUCUCCUGCAAUGUAUAAAGCACUGAUAAUAAUUCAAUCAAACGCAGAGAAGAUACUUCCCUCUCACUUGCCUUCGAACAUGCAUGCAGCCUUGUGUUUGUGAGAUUGUUCACAUUUAGUUGUACGUGCGCUCUUCCACAAGCCUUAAUCCAUCGUAGACACUCGGUCAACUGUGUUUUAGGCUUUGGAAAAUGAAUCAACCGGGCCCCUUCUUUCAUCAGAAUUACACGUUCCUCAAACGCAUCUGAGGACCAUUUUCUUCGUAACAUUAACUUUUCCAAGCGCAUGCUACUGACAACCAGUGCUGCUUGUGAGACAACAUGGCGGCAGGGGCAUGUCAAGCCAGGGGUUAAGACAAUGCGGCUAUCUGAUUGUUAUUAUUGUACGAGUGAUUGACAGGUCGGAAAGGUCCAUUUUAGCGGGGCUCGUGAUAAAGGGUUUUAAGUGUAAUAUUAAGUGUAACAUUACACUUUGAUUGGGGUAUUUUGGAAAAGCACGUCAUAAAGGCAAUAUUAAUACCCCUGGAACUGUCUUAUAUUGUGAAAUAAAUACUGAAAUGCAUAAUAUGGCUUCUUUGAGACCGAACGCAUGUGUUGUAUAAGACACCUGGAACUGUCUUAAAUUGUGAAAGAAAUACUGUCAUGUAGUAUGGCUCCUUUAACAGUGAACGCAUGUGUUGUAUAUCACUACACUGGUUACCACAUAGAUAAAAUAUAUCGACUAAUCCAAAUAUUUUCUCAGAAUGGUAUUUACAAUUUUUUUUUUACAGUAGUUAAAAGUAAUGGUGUAUAUUUCUGGUGGUGGUAAAAAGAACUACAAAACACAGAGUUGAUAUGUGUCUGUUUGCUUUUGUUUGUCACUAUUUCUAUCCUAACCUUUUGCCGUGCAGGUUUAAAAUGUUAGUUGUGCCGUGCACAGCACUCAGUCACUCAUGUUUCACAGUGUUGUGUGUCGGGUUGUAUGAGUUGGGGCGAGGGGGGUGGUAUUGUAGGUUUGGGGAUGAUGAUAUGAUUACAUAGCAGGGGAUGGAACCGUUUUCCGUUGUUUUGUUUUCAUCAAGAAAUGUGACUCAUUCAGAAUGGGGGGGGGAAAUAACAUCGCAAUGCCAUUAAGAGGAAAUGGCGGUGGUGUCUGGACACUGUUCACUCGAAACGGCGAUCUGUCGCUGGCUGGAAGGAUGCUUACAUAAGGGAGUGUGUUCAUUACAGCUAACUAUUUUUGUAUCAGCUUAGCAGCACUGACAAGGUUCACAAGGUUUUGUUGUUGUGGACACUUCGAAAGGUCAGGAAGUGGCCCAGAAAUUCGAUAUUUCCUGUGUGUUUGAUGUUUUUAAAUUGACAAAAGCAGCAUAUUUGAACAUGAACUUGAAUCAGAGCUUUAAAAUGGUUACACGGUUAAGGAUUGUUUAUUGGUGUCCUUCAUACCAUUUCAACGUCACGAAAAUCCACUUUUAAGGGCUGUUUAACAAUCCCAUUUUAACAAGUUCAUGCAUGUAUCAUAUAAAUGUAACUAUGACUAAUGUUCCCUUUGGUGACUAAAGUCAUUGUUUACUGAAUCCACAUUU
Molecule: messenger RNA, 7538 nt
Organism: Syngnathoides biaculeatus (alligator pipefish)
Lineage: Eukaryota; Metazoa; Chordata; Actinopteri; Syngnathiformes; Syngnathidae
Gene: synm
Product: synemin, intermediate filament protein
Exons: 10
Coding region: 1636-4530 (964 amino acids)
Biological process (GO): fast-twitch skeletal muscle fiber contraction; intermediate filament cytoskeleton organization
Cellular component (GO): intermediate filament; costamere; sarcolemma
Molecular function (GO): vinculin binding; structural constituent of muscle; intermediate filament binding
Source: RefSeq, a predicted model, not a curated record